This is a messenger RNA of Serinus canaria (Common canary), 5132 nucleotides long. RefSeq names its product LHFPL tetraspan subfamily member 4 (gene LHFPL4). The transcript has 4 exons. Lineage: Eukaryota; Metazoa; Chordata; Aves; Passeriformes; Fringillidae. Gene Ontology annotation, cellular component: postsynaptic membrane; inhibitory synapse; plasma membrane. Bases 35 to 703 code for a protein of 222 amino acids. The record is from RefSeq and is a predicted model, not a curated record. Gene Ontology annotation, biological process: gamma-aminobutyric acid receptor clustering; sensory perception of sound. Gene Ontology annotation, molecular function: GABA receptor binding.
CCCCUUCCGCCCUCCGGCAGCGGCGGCCGGCAGGAUGCUGCCCUCGCAGGAAGCCUCCAAGCUGUACCAUGACAACUACGUGCGGAACUCGCGCGCCAUCGGCGUGCUCUGGGCCAUCUUCACCAUCUGCUUCGCCAUCAUCAACGUGGUGGUCUUCAUCCAGCCCUACUGGGUGGGCGACAGCGUUAACACGCCCAAGCCCGGGUACUUCGGGCUGUUCCACUACUGCGUGGGCAGCGGGCUGGCGGGCCGGGAGCUGUCGUGCCGCGGCUCCUUCACCGACUUCAGCACCAUCCCCUCGGGCGCCUUCCAGGCGGCCGCGUUCUUCGUGCUGCUCUCCAUGGUGCUGACGCUGGGCUGCAUCACCUGCUUCGCCCUGUUCUUCUUCUGCAACACCGCCACCGUCUACAAGAUCUGCGCCUGGAUGCAGCUGCUGGCAGCGCUCUGCCUGGUGCUGGGCUGCAUGAUCUUUCCCGAUGGCUGGGAUGCAGAGACCAUACGGGACAUGUGCGGGGAGAAGACAGGGAAGUACUCCCUGGGCGACUGCUCUGUACGCUGGGCUUAUAUCCUGGCCAUCAUUGGCAUCCUCAACGCCCUUAUCCUUUCCUUUCUGGCCUUUGUUCUCGGCAACCGGCAGAACGACCUGCUGCACGAGGAGCUCAAGACAGAGAGCAAAGAUUUUGUUGGCACUGCGAGGAUAUAAGGCCGACCAUCCGCAGCAGGACCCUCUUCCCAUGGCCGGCAGCCUGGGCGCUCCCUCCCUGUCCUGCCCUUCAUUUGCUGCCAGCGGCCACACAGUGUCCCGCGCCGCCCUCCGGGCCCCGGUGCCCGUGCCAGGGAUGCGCCAGCCGCCCGCCGCAUCCAUGGCCACCUCCAUGUCCACGUCGGCACCACCAUCCCACGCACCCUGCCAGCUCCGUACUCACCGCUGCCUGCGGGCCGCCGCCGGGGGAGGAUGCCUCAAACCCGCUUUGUUCAAGAACAGAAUCCAGCUGCGGUUUUGUUUCAAGGAAAAAACAGUCUUGGAGUUUUUAACAGAUUUCUACAUCCCCAGGACUCCUGACCUGCUGCCUCCCACCCGAACGCGCACCCAGUGACGCCCCGUGCCGGCUGCUCCGGGUCCCGGACCCCUCCCCACUCCCAUUUUGUACAGCUCCGUGAUCCUGUCUCCACAGCCAGGGGACCCGGUGGCCGAGAUGGGGCCCAACCCCUACUUUUACAUGUAAAUUCAUAUUCUCUAAACAGGGUAAAGUGACUCGAGCCCCCUCUCCCCCCGCUCCGGGAGUCCAGCCCAGGACAUGGUGUUUCCUGGUGCGUGGCUGGGGCCGCAGGCUGCUGCUCGCUCCCCUCAGCAUGGGGACCGCAGGGGCCUUGCUGCUGCUGGCCGUGGGACACCCGACUCGCGCCGCCGUUGAAUGUAAGCCCUGGUAAGUGGGAGCAGCUGAACAUGCAAAACCCCCGGGCGGGCACAGGAGGACCCCCCGCCAAGACCCCUCCCCGAGCCGGCCGCGGGCUGUUGCCAAACGCCUUCCCUCCCCAUCCCCAUACGGUGCUUUAUCUCCACUGGUGACAGCAAGGCUUUCCCUGCCGCACGGCACGGCCGGGUGUACCUGAGCACUCCUGUACCCACCCGGCCUCCUGGCUGUACCUCGCUGGCCCGCGGUGAUGGCGUGCGGGGAGCCGAUGGCUGCUGCCCCGGGCAGCGCCGGCGGCCUCCGAGGCCCACACACAGCACCCGAGAGCCGACACCCGGCACGGGUGGCUGUGGCUCUGCUGGCCAGACCAGCGUGUAUGUGGGCUUCCCCUGGCCACAGGGGCUUGGGUCACCACAGCCCUCGCAAUGCAAUAAAGUCCUCAGCACUGGCUGUGUCUCAGUGCGAGCAGCUGGGACUCCUUGCAGGGCCCAGGGCAGGGCACCCAGGGGCUUGUUGGAGCCCUGGCAGGGUUGGACGGAGACACUGGGCAAGGCCAGGGAGCAGGCGAGUGGGAGCAGGGAGCAGAGUGGGACCACAGUCCUGGGAUGGGACCACGGAGCGUGGAGGCUGCUGGGGGAUGGCAGUGAAGGGCUCUGCAGGACCCAGCGCCUCACCAGGCACCAAGGGGCAGGCUGGAGCAGGUAAGUGCUGCCCUAAGGCCCUGUGGGGUGGCAGUGGGGGAUGGAGCUGUGCCGAAACACCAUCUGGGAGCCAAAGCCACCCGGGAUGGAGUGCGUGCCAGCACUCCUGCCAGUGCCCUCUGCCAGCCAUGAGCCCAGCGGUGCCCACAUCCCUCUGACAGCUUCCCCCCCAGAAUGAGAUCAACGGGAACUCGCAGCGCCCGGGUCUUGCCAGCUUGAGAGUGCUGUUGCCAGAUGAAUUGGAAAAACAAACCAAGAAAAUCAGUGGAGAAAGGAAUACAGUAGCUGUAAUAUAUCUGUAUUUUAGUACAAAGUUUGAUACAGUGUUUCACAAAACCUUAUUGAAAAAUAUAAUUCAAACCAGAUGAGCUCCGAGCCCUGUGUUGUGGGGAGGGUUGGGAUGGGUUCCUCCUGGCCAUCACCAAAGGAGGUGGGAGGCCAAAGAAGCCCCUGUGAGUGUCUUGAGCUGUGGUACGGAACCCACCCCGCAGCCUGCAGAACUGAGCCUCCACCCACAUGGGCUGGCACACAACGAGGGGCUCUGGCCAGAGGGAGUCCCCAGAGAAAGGGUCUGUCCCACAGACAAAGCAGGGGAUGGAGCAGGAUCUCAUCCAUCCCAAGGAGCCUUUGAACCAGUCCCUUCUGCCUGUCCACAGUGCACGAUGAGUGGUCUAUCAGCUCACUGACUAACACAGACUGAUAGGAAAAUCCAUGAAAUUAAUCAAAAACCUCCUGAAAUUCAUCAAAUUCCAGUGUCUCCAUGGAAAAAAACUACAUGGCUGGUCAGUUUAAUGGUAUGCUCUGGUAGAAGAGUGGGGAGAGCAUUCCAGGCUGUGUGAGGGCAACAUGGGGAGCUCUGGGACUUGCAGAGAGCUUUGGCCAGGUCUGGCUCCCCUGGUGUGGGACACACUCACAGUCCAGGUGAGCCCUGCAGAUGGCAGAAGAGCAGGGUUGGUGCUACCCACAGUUGCUUUCAGGGAAGGAGUAGUGGAGAUGGAGCCACUCUUGUUAGGUACACAAAGGGACAUGAACCAUGAUAGAUGCUGUCCCACAGUUUCAGGGGGAAUGUUUUCACACGUGAGGGCAGUCAAAGACCAGAAGCCGUGGGCACCUCAAAGCAGCACUUGCAGAUACACCCAGCAGGCCCCACACCCAUGGGCUCAGCCCAUGUCAGGCUCCCUAAGGAAAAGGCAAGCAGCAUGAAAACCCUGGAUACCAGGUUCGGGCACACUGGAAAACAGGUUUUAAAGCAGGUGCAGUGGGUGCAGGAGACAUCCUCCAAAUCCAUCUCCUCCCCAAAUGAGCUUGGGCAAGAAGAACAGCAGCAGGAGAGCCAAAAAUCUCACAACCCCAGCCAGAAGCUCGGGGACUUUCCUAAGGAACAGCAGCUCCUAGCUUCACCUGGCAGAAGGCAGCACGGAGGUCUGCAAGGCUGCUCUUGCAAGGAUUUGCUUACCCUGCAGGAGACAGGGAAGAGAGACUUAAAUGCCUUCACCCUCCUGCCCUAUGUCCUGGGCUCCAGUGCUAAAGGUGGUAAGAAAUUCAGCAACAGUAGUUUUCAAGUUAAGUAUUUUUAUUAUCAAAAUUAUUACAUCUCUUGUGAAAGUUCAAAUGUUACAGCAUGGUGUAAAAACUCCACUAGAGUAAGAAGCUACAGCCCCCACCUUUCCUAGAGCUUUCCAGGGUCCCUCCCUCCUUCCCCCCUGCUGCGCCCGAAGGUGCUGGAGCCUCUGGGCAGGGCCCCCCUGGCCCCCUCCCGCCGCCUGGCAGGGCAGAGCCCGUCUGCCCCGUGCUGCUCAGAGCACGAAAGGGGAGGCUGCACCUCCAGGGCUAAGCCAAGUGAAGUUUACACCUAUGUUAUACAGUAUACAGACACCCAACUGCGGGGUGACAAGUUCCAUCCCAACACGCUCACAGCCAGACAGUGUGAGAAAGCUACUCUUUGUUUCAAUAUUUUAAAAGUCUCCCCUAGGCUGAACAAACACCUGAUUUCAAUUGUGAAUUAGAGAAAUCUGUAACAGUCCUAAAAAAAGAGGAAGAAGACUGUGCAUCUGCAAGGAGAGGGGAGACAGACUCACAGCAUUAUGUUAUCCAAGAGAAAGGAGAAGUUCCACUGCAGCACCAGGGAUGACACCUGUCAUAUAUUAGCUAACCUACUAUGGUUAUAACUGAAUAUAAAAUUAGAUAAAUAAAAACACGCCCGAUAUUACAGUAAACAAGUGAGAAAGAAGCUGGCAAUCGUAUGGAAUUGAACACACAGCGCACUGUGUCUGGGCUGGCUCUCCUGCCACGCUUGGCGGGUGACAGUGGCUGGGAAAGACCCCACAUGGCACUGCCUGGAGAGCCUCUGGCUCAGCACAGACCGGGGUGCCCACCCUCCACCCCACCACUGCCCCCUGCAGCCCCCCGUGUGCCGCAGCAUCACUUGACUGAUCAGGGCCCUGGCCAUCCCCCUGUGCGUUGCACACCAGCAGCCAGAGAGCCCCCGGCGUGGCAGCACGUGGCAGCACAGCCCCCGCUGUGCUCCCGUUCACAGAUUCCUUAAGCGACCUCAAAAACACUCGUUCACGACAGACCUGCGAUGAAGCAGUACAGGACAGAGCACCCCGGAUCCUCUGCAGCCACAGACACAUGCUCCAAACCCUCCCGUGCUGUUUGCAUUUGCAGAGACUCUCCUGUCCUGGAAAAGCUCCGAUGGCAGCAGUGGCGACCCAAGCCCAAAGGCAGCCAUGUGCGCUCGUCUGCUUGUGACUGGAAUGAUCGUAACGGAUUAAAGCCCUCCCCAGAACGCACUGAGAACCUGACCUAUAAAGAGAUUGGAGUUAACUUCCCCCAACGUUUCCUUUAAACUGCUUUUGAAUUCAGAACUGUCCGUGUUGCAUGUGUGACUGUGGCCAUGGGCACGGACCAGAGACAGAGGCUGUGCCACAGUCAUUGCACUUGAACCAUUUUCUUUUUUUUUUUAAAUUUUUUCUUUUUUUUUUUUCUGUUUGUUUCUUUUUGUUUUUGCAAUGUA